Molecule: messenger RNA, 4065 nt
Organism: Verticillium dahliae VdLs.17
Lineage: Eukaryota; Fungi; Ascomycota; Sordariomycetes; Glomerellales; Plectosphaerellaceae
Product: ATP-binding cassette sub-family F member 3
Exons: 10
Coding region: 1-4065 (1354 amino acids)
Molecular function (GO): ATP hydrolysis activity; ATP binding
Source: RefSeq, a predicted model, not a curated record
AUGGUUGGAAUUCGCUCAUCAUCCUGGCAGUGCGCCCUGGGCGUACAGAGUUGGGGGGCUGGCGCAACGGUAGCGCGCUUGAGGGUGAGGUUGUGGUCUUUUCAUGUUCCCCUCGGCCUGGAGUCGUUGAACGGAGCAUCUGAGACCGAUCAUCGGCUGGCCCCGAUAAAAGACGACGCUCAUUCGACAGCAAGCAACCCCUGUAGUACCUCCAACCCUGAACGCCCAGCGGCGCAUCAGCAGCAGCACCAUGUUGACUUCAAUCGCAUCCGAAUCCGUGGCCACCAUAUUGUGCACCAGCAAGCAGACGCGCUUCGACAUCAAGACGGUCGACUACCGCGAAGUCUCUGCAUCACCGUCGUCGCCGGCCCGGCCUCGGAAGCCGCAUCGGGCGAGCCGAAGAAGAAGGCAGCCGCCUCCAAGGCAAAGGCGAAAGCGCGCGCCGAAGGCCUCGAGCUCCUGUCUGAUGCCAAGCUCAGACUGAAGGCUGGCCAGCGGUAUGCCCUCGUGGGCAGGAACGGCUCCGGAAAAUCAACCCUCCUAAAAGCCAUCGCCGAGAAGCUCAUCCCCGGCAUCCCCGAAGAGGCGCGCAUCUCCAUCUUGCAACAGACGGAUGCCCGUGGCACCAACACGGACGCCCCGCCGCCGGGGGCCGCUUCGAGUGCCGAAUCGCCAUCUCGCGAGCCGGGCUCGGUGCUCGAGGACGUCAUUGAGAAGGCCACGGCGCGCUCCGACGUCGAGCAGGACAUCCGGGCGCUGUCGGCCGGCAUCCACGCCACGGACCCCCUGGGCUCCGUGCGGGCGCUUCGCACCAUCCGCCACGCGAGGAAUCAGAAGCACCUCUUCCAGCUCGACAAGGAUGCGCGGCUGCGGAGUGGCGCCCGCGGCAUGGCGGCGCGCAAGGCGCUGACAGCCUUUGAGAAGACGACGGCCGAGUCGAAAGUCAUGAUCGAACAAGCAGGGGAAGACAUCUCGCCUGAAAUCUUGAGGGACGAGACGCAAGAGGCUCUCGACAUGAUGGCAGACCUGCAGCUGCAGGUUGAGCCCACAAGGAUGGCUGAGAUCGAGUCUAACGCCAAAAAGAUCUUGACUGGUCUGGGCUUCACCGACGCGUACAUGGCGAAGCCUGUCGCGAGCCUGUCGGGCGGGUGGCGCAUGCGAGCGGCCCUUGCUACGGCUCUGCUGCAGGAGACGGAUAUUUUGAUUCUCGACGAGCCGACCAACUACUUGGACUUGCUGGGAAUCAUUUGGCUACAGAAAUAUCUCGAGUCUCUCGACGACGAUGACGCGGCACCGACUCUGAUUCUCGUCUCCCACGACCGAGACUUUAUCAGCGUCUGCACCGACUUGCUCAUUGUCAAGGACAAGCAGCUGACCUAUUUCCACGGAGAUUUGCCCACCUAUGAAUCGUCCCUGUCGGAGAAAAAGCUCUACCUGACCAAGAUGCAGGAGGCGCAGAACAAGCAGAAGGCCCAUAUCCAGCAGAGCAUCCAGAAUAACAUGAAAGCCGGCAGAGCGAACGACGACCAGAACAAGCUGCGCCAGGCCAAGUCGCGGCAGAAGAAACUCGACAACCGCAUGGGCCUGACGGUCAGCGCCAAGGGCGGUCGCUUCAAGCUGAAUCGCGACCUGGUCGGAUACCACCUCACGGCGCGCGCGGACAUUGACGUGCCCCAGGACGAGCGGUCUGUGAGCUUCAUCAUGCCGCAGCCGCCGGACCUGCGGUUCCCGGGCGCACUGCUGUCGGUGGAGAAUGCCACGUUCCGCUACCCGACAAAGGUGAGGACCAAGACGCCCGCGCCGCCGGUGCUGCAGGACGUCAGCCUGAUGGUGCACAUGGGGGACCGCGUCGGCAUCCUGGGCCUCAACGGCGCCGGCAAGUCGACUCUGAUCAGGCUUCUCGUCGACGAGACAAAGCCGACCUCGGGCACGGUGACGCGGCAUCCACGGCUGAAGCUGGGGUACUACUCCCAGCACGCGGUCGAGGCGCUGCAGGCGAUGGGCCGCGCCGACGAGUCGUUGACGGCUCUGUCGCUGCUGACCGGCGAGGUGGAGGGCGAGCUCGACGAAGGCGAACUGCGCGGCCUGCUCGGAUCGCUCGGGCUGCCAGGUCGCACGGCGUCAGACGUGCCCCUGACCAAGCUCUCGGGCGGGCAGCUCGUGCGGUGCGAGCUCGCCAGGCUCCUCUGGAAAUGCCCGCAGUGCCUCAUCCUCGACGAGGUGACGACGCAUCUGGACUACGAGACGGUCACGGCCAUGCGCGAGGCGCUCUGUGACUGGGAGGGGGCGGUGGUGCUCGUGAGCCACGACCGGUGGUUCAUGCGCGGGGCGGUGGAGGGCCAGAUAGAGGACAGCGACGAUGAGGCGGAGGAUGACUCGGAGGACGAGGCGGCGCCGCGGCGACGCAUGGUGUACAAGCUACGGGCCGGCAAGCUGAGCAAGCUGGAGAGGGGGACGACGGAGUUUGAGGAGAGCGUCGAGAAGAGGUGCCCCCUCGACGGUCCUGACCUCGAAGCUGCCACCCAGGGGCACCUCGACAAUGGUGCCAUCGACACAGACCUUGCGCCACCGCGGAUCCUCCUCCCGGACCGUGACCCUGAGGGCCUCAACCUCGUCGUACGCGACGUCGUCCAUGCCGACGUGCCGGCCGCCGUCAUACGCCGACUUCAAAUGCCGGGAGACACGCGCCGCUUAAAGGACCGGGUGUACGACGCGAGGCGAAGGACAAGCGGGGCGCUGUCGGGCGAAAAGAGAAAGCAAGUAGCACAAGAUGCCAUCGCCUCCGCCAGCGGCACCGGCGGCCGGGGCGGGGGCGCCGUCGACGUCAGCCAGGUAGGCGUGCGACUCGGCGAGCAGGGCGGCAGCGACCAUGCCGAAGCGGGCGGCGCCGUGGGCGCGGUAGGCGGGCGUGUCGGAUUCCCAGACGAGCUGGGCGUGGAAGCCGUAGCUGGCGACGAUGGCGCCGUGGAGACUCGCGAUCGGGGGCGCGACGGCGGUCGAGGGGUCGCUGCUCACGAGGGUCGCGCCCUGGGGAAACGAGGCCAGGAAGGAGGGCAGCGGGGCGGGCGUGCCGCGGGCCAGGGUGCGCAGGGCGAGGACGAGGGGCGAGGGGCUUUGCGGCAGGGCGUAGAGGGGCUUGUGGAGGGAGUGGAAGAGGGCGUUGGCCGUGCCGAGGGGGACGAGGACGAGGGAGGGUCGCGGGCCGGGGGGUGGCGAGGGCGAGGUUGUGCCGUUGAGGAGGUCGACGAUGCCGCCGUCGCCGCUGAGGAGGAUGAUGGUCUCGCUUCGUGUGACGAGCAGGUGGUAGCCGUCAUGGCCCCCGUCGGCGUCGUCGUCGGCGUCGUCGUCGGCGUCGUAGACCUUGUCGAGCAGGAAACGGAGGAGGGGCUGGAGUGCCAGGGUCCAGAAGGUGGAUGCCAUGCCGAGGCCAGAACCCGUGGAGACGACGACGUGGAUGUCCCUGUCUCGGUGAAGGUGGCGUGGCCACGACGAGACCAGAUGUUGGUCGAGAAGCUCUCGUGGCAGGGUGUCGGCGACGAAGCUGGCGAUGCGGUAGGGGGUGUCUGUGCUGGCUGCAUCUUCGUGAAGGUGGACGAGGAUGUAGCGCGGCGCCGCAGCGUCGACGGCGAUGCGGGCUGGGAAGAUGGCGAUGAUUUCCUCGACGGGGAUGCGCUGCCGCGUGUCGUUGGUGUCGAACACGACAUGUCCCUCUUCGACGACGACACCGAGUGCGAUGGGCGUCUCGGCUGCAAGGUCGACUGCUGCCUCGGUCUUAUAUUCUCACGUAAGGAGGGUCGUGCGACGAGCCGUGACGAUGAAGCAUUGCGGUCCGCAAUUGCGUUAUUUCCAUUAUCCUUUGCGAUUCCAUGUCUGUUGUUGGGUGAUGUGCUGGUGCCAGUGCCUGUGCCAGUGUCUGUGCCAGUGCCUGUGCCUGUGCCUGUUGCUGGUGCCUGUUGCAAGUGCGAGCUCAUGGUGCCUGGUGCCUGCUGCAAGUGCGAGCUCAUGGUGCCUGCUGCCUGUCCAUGGUGCCUGUCCAUGGUGCCUGCUCCCUGUACAAUGCCCUGA